Miscanthus lutarioriparius is the source of this 192-nucleotide messenger RNA. The record is from the annotation of a GenBank genome assembly. NCBI's taxonomy places the organism in Eukaryota, Viridiplantae, Streptophyta, Magnoliopsida, Poales, Poaceae.
AUGAGGCCCCAGGUGCUGCUCGUCGCAUUGGUUGUCUUCGCCGUCCUCGUAGCUCUGCCACUAGGCAAAGCGCACGAGGAGGAGGAAGGGGUUGACGCGAGCCGGUGGCCGUGCUGCGACGACUGCGGCAUUUGCACCAGGUCGCAGCCGCCGACAUAUGCCAUAGACCGAGACAUGACUAUUUCACUGUGA